Messenger RNA from Fusarium proliferatum ET1, 2058 nucleotides. RefSeq lists its product as uncharacterized. Gene Ontology annotation, cellular component: nucleus. The record is from RefSeq and is a predicted model, not a curated record. The coding region runs from base 1 to 2058 and encodes 685 amino acids. Lineage: Eukaryota; Fungi; Ascomycota; Sordariomycetes; Hypocreales; Nectriaceae. The transcript is spliced from 3 exons. Gene Ontology annotation, biological process: DNA-templated transcription; regulation of DNA-templated transcription. Gene Ontology annotation, molecular function: DNA binding; zinc ion binding; DNA-binding transcription factor activity, RNA polymerase II-specific.
AUGGAUACUUUUGAGACCACCGCUUACACCGAUAUACCGAACCAGCCGCAUCAGCAGCCCAGCACUGUAAUCAAAGACUCGCUGCCUCAGCUUCGAGAUCGUCGGAGGGAAAAGCCGCUGUUGUCAUGUACCUUCUGUAGGAACCGAAAAGUGCGAUGUGACCGUCAGCUGCCAUGUAAAACCUGCACGAAUAGAGGAAUCGGGUUAUCAUGCACCUAUGAGUUAGGCGGGCCAAGUAAGAGCAAAGGCAAAGUUAGUGUUGGUGAUCGCAUCCAGCAGCUCGAAGAGCUUGUUCGUUCCCUACUGGCGCAGCAGCAACAAAAUACGCCCGAUGUUGAUCCUGAUGGUCUCAUUCGAGGGCAUUCAUCCCAAACCAAGCCACCGCAGAGAAAUGGCAGUGCUGAAUCCCCCGCCUCUGCACUAUCACCCUCACAGCCCGGCAGCAUGCGUCUCAGCUCACAUGGUGUCGGUGCCAGCUACGUCGGAAACGUUCACUGGGCCGCUGUGCUCGACAGCAUUUCAGAGCUUAGAGACCAUUACGAGGAGGAAGAGGAGGCCCGCAUGCUCGCCACCAACGAUCAUGACCUUCUCCAAAACCCUGGGCCCAGACUACUAUAUGAGCCGGUUCAUACCACAAAAGCUGAUCUUCUUACCUCUAUUCCGCCCCGGCCUGUUGUGGAUCGUAUGGUCGCGAGGUAUUUCAACACACAAGGCGUUGUGCCAAGCAUACUUCACUGUGGGCAUUUUCUUCAAGAGUAUGAGAAGUUCUGGCAGGACCCCUCAGCAGUGUCUUGCACUUGGAUUGGACUCCUUUUCAGCGUAAUGUGCGUCGCUACACUAUGUCAACACUCGAUCGACGACCCAACAGAUCCAGAAAUUCAAGAACGAGUGCGCUUGUUUCGAGAACAGACUCUUCACAGCCUAAUAUUGGGCCAGUACACCAAAGGCGGGGAAUACGUAAUAGAAACCUUGAUUAAUUAUCUCAUCUUUGAGUCGUUCAUGUCCCAGAAUGAUGAGACUGGGCUGUGGCUUGUGCAAGGCCUCAUUGUUCAGCUCGCCCUGAGUCAGGGCUACCAUCGGGACCCCAACAACUUCCCAAGCAUUUCCCCAUUUGCUGGCGAGAUGCGGCGGCGCGUGUGGGCUGUCAUUGUGCAGUUGGAUCUUCGUCUCUCGAACCAGAUGGCAUUGCCGUGUGUUCUUAAGUCACAGCAGUAUGACACGGCUGAGCCGCGUAACUUGUUAGACUCGGAUUUCGAUGAGAAUACCCCUGAAAUACCUCCUUCGCGACCCGAGACGGAAGUAACACCUGUGCUAUACAGCUUGGCUAAGGGGAGGAUAGAUAAGGUAAUGGGACUGGUCAACGAUCUUGUCAACGACACCAAAGAGCAUCCGUACACAGAAAUCAUGGACCUGGACCAGAAGCUGCAACAAGCUGAGGCAUCACUACCGCCCAUUUUCAAAUGGCAGCCCCUUAGUCAAGCUUUCAUGGUGGCACCCGAGAUCGUUAUGCACCGCGUGUUGCUCCAGCUCGCCAUACAAAGACUAACAAUCUGGCUUCACCGGAAGUAUCUCGCACCACCGUAUACCCAGGCAUGCUUUCAAUACUCACGCAAUGCUUGCGUCCAAGCGGCGAUCAAGAUUCUCGAGUUUCAGCAGAUAGUGCUCGAUGAGACACAAGGAGAUGGCCUGCUGUAUCCUGCAAGGUGGGCCAGGUGGAUGCUCCUGUCCUCCCGGCCGAGGGCGGUUUUCUUGCUGGGCGUGAGUAUUCUGUGUUACUAUGUACAGCUGGCCAGGUCACGACCGGAUGUUUCGCUAGAAGACAGCACAGGGACAAAGAUUCACGAUCUGCUGCGCAACGCUUAUCCCCACUGGCUGCACUCUGCCACAGUAUCUAUAGAAGCUAGGCGGGCGAUUGAGUAUCUGAGCCUCAGACUAGGGUUACAGGAACAAGAAACUGAUGAACCUCUGGCUGCUUCUACCUCCGACGCGCCUCGGGAUACAGAUAUGUCACUUGAUCAGUUUACUUGGGACAUAUACGAAGGCAAGUCAUCCAAGUGA